AUGAGGUUCUCCAUUGCCAGCGCCGUCACCGUCCUUGCCUCUCUGGCUCUUGCCGCCGACUCACUCGAGUACAAGGGUGCCGCUGCAGGCCAAGUCAUCAAGGAGAAUGUCAAGCUGCGCAUUCUGCCCGUCGGCGACUCUGUUACCGUCGGCUUCCUGAGCACUGAUGGCAAUGGCUACAGGCAAAAACUCCAGGAAAACCUGGCUGCGAAUGACGUUGUCUUUGCCGGUACGGUCUUCUCUGGCGACAUGACUGACCCGUAUUAUGCUGCUUGGUCUGGAAAAACGAUCAAGUACAUCGCCGACAACGUCCCGCCAUCUCUGGAGCAGCGCCCGAAUGUCAUUCUCGUCCAUGCCGGCACUAAUGACAUGAACCCGAACCCUGACAUCUCCACCGAAGGGAACGAUCCCGCCGCAGCUGCUGCACGGCUCGGCGCUCUCAUCGACCAGAUGAUCACCGCUUGCCCGGACGCAACCAUCCUCGUCGCUCAAAUCAUCAACACCUGCGACGCCAACCAAAGGCCACAAACGGAAGAGUAUCAAAAGCUCAUCCCGGAGAUCGUCGAGGAGCGAAGGAAUGCCAGCCAUCACGUCUUGGCUGUUGAUUUUGCGGCUCUGGGUGAUGGCAUCUUGCGUGAUGACUGCAUCCAUCCCAGCGACGAGGGCUAUCGCACUAUGGGUGACUACUGGUAUGACUUCAUCACGCAAAUACCAAAGGACUGGAUCACUCAGCCGGUUGGAGAUGACCCUGAUAGGUCCAAGGACCAGGCCGCGAUCAAGAGCCUGUCGGCCAGCGGUGCUAGCUCGGUUUUGAAAGAGAACUGGGCCCUAUUUUUGAUAAUUCAAGUAGUACUCUUGGGGUGGACUUCACAUGAGAUGUCAACCAAGAUUGAGUCUGAGUUGGCGCUGAUCUAG
Messenger RNA from Colletotrichum karsti, 915 nucleotides. Its product is annotated as bkrf1 encodes ebna-1 protein. The transcript has 4 exons. NCBI's taxonomy places the organism in Eukaryota, Fungi, Ascomycota, Sordariomycetes, Glomerellales, Glomerellaceae. Gene Ontology annotation, molecular function: phosphatidylcholine lysophospholipase A1 activity. Bases 1 to 915 code for a protein of 304 amino acids. The record is from RefSeq and is a predicted model, not a curated record.